Messenger RNA from Apis laboriosa (Himalayan honeybee), 1009 nucleotides. Its product is annotated as THUMP domain-containing protein 1 homolog. Lineage: Eukaryota; Metazoa; Arthropoda; Insecta; Hymenoptera; Apidae. The transcript has 5 exons. The record is from RefSeq and is a predicted model, not a curated record. Gene Ontology annotation, biological process: tRNA modification. The coding region runs from base 53 to 874 and encodes 273 amino acids. Gene Ontology annotation, molecular function: RNA binding.
UUAAAUAAAUACAUGAAAAUAUUUUAACAAAGAGCGUAAAUUUUUAAUAAAAAUGAAUGUUCAAAAACGAAAAAAAAAUUACUUUCAUAAUCAUGGAAAUAAUAAAAAAAAACGUAAACAAUUUAAUUUGGAACCAGGUAUGAAAGGUUUUUUAUGCACAUGUAAUUUCUCUGAAAAGGAAUGUGUACGUGAUGCUUAUAAAAUACUUAAUGAAUUUGCUGAUGAGAUUUAUGGAUUAGAUUCUAAAAAGGAUUCUGACAAUAAGAAUAUUAAAGUUUCUGAUAUAAAAAAAGAUGAAACAAAAUAUAACGAUAAUGAAGAUGACAUUUCAGUUGUUUUAAAUAAAGAAAUUAAUGAAUUAAAAGCAGAAUAUUCAAAACCAAUAAAUGCCAGAAGAUUUCAGGUAAUUGACACUGGUGUUAAAAAUAUAAUUUUUAUAAGGAGUUCUUUGACAAAUCCAUUAGAAUUAGUUACUAAAAUUAUCACUGAAUUAUAUAAUACAAAACAGCAACGUACAAGAUAUUUGUUAAGAUUACUUCCAGUUGAAGUUAUUUGUAAAGCAAAUAUGAAUGAUAUCAAAUCAAAAGCAGAUGUAAUGCUUGAAAAAUAUUUUGCACAGGAACCAAAAACAUUUAGUAUUGUAUUUAAUCGUCAUAGUAAUAAUAAUAUAUAUAGAGAUGAAAUCAUUGAAGACUUAGCAGAAAUAAUAAACAAAAAGAAUCCUGGAAAUAAGGCAGAUCUAAAAAAUCCAGAACUUGCUGUAAUAGUAGAAAUGGUACGUGGUGUUUGUCUUAUGUCCGUUGCUCCCAAUUAUUAUAAAUUCAAAAAAUAUAAUUUGUUAGAAAUAUGUAAUACAAAAGAACCCAUAAAAUAGAAAAAGAAAAAAGUAAGAUAAAAUUUGAAGAAAUAUGUAUUACAGAAGACAAAAAUUUAAUAAGAGAAAUAAAUUAUGGUAACGAAGAUUCAAAUAAUUGAUGUAAAUUAAAUUAAUAUUGUUUUAUAAAUUUAU